This is a messenger RNA of Diceros bicornis minor, 2497 nucleotides long. RefSeq names its product adaptor related protein complex 1 subunit gamma 2 (gene AP1G2). The coding region runs from base 107 to 2479 and encodes 790 amino acids. Gene Ontology annotation, biological process: intracellular protein transport; receptor-mediated endocytosis; Golgi to vacuole transport. The transcript is spliced from 22 exons. Gene Ontology annotation, molecular function: clathrin-cargo adaptor activity. Gene Ontology annotation, cellular component: Golgi apparatus; AP-1 adaptor complex; membrane coat. Lineage: Eukaryota; Metazoa; Chordata; Mammalia; Perissodactyla; Rhinocerotidae. The record is from RefSeq and is a predicted model, not a curated record.
UGGUGGGGGCGGGGAGAGGGAAGGACCAGACGAAGCACCAACCCCCGCCCGGCCCCGUACCAGGAAGUGCUGGGGGCAGAGGAGCAGAGUUGAGCCAGAAGCCAGGAUGUUGGUGCCUUCGCUGAAGCUUCAAGACCUAAUCGAGGAGAUUCGUGGGGCCAAGACCCAGGCCCAGGAGCGGGAGGUGAUCCAAAAGGAGUGCGCCCACAUCCGGGCCUCCUUCCGCGAUGGGGACCCUCUGCACAGGCACCGCCAGCUGGCCAAACUGCUCUACGUCCACAUGUUGGGCUACCCCGCCCACUUUGGACAGAUGGAGUGCCUGAAACUGAUCGCCUCUCCCAGAUUCACAGACAAGAGGGUGGGCUACCUGGGGGCCAUGCUUCUACUGGAUGAGAGGCAGGAUGCCCACCUGCUCAUUACCAACAGCAUCAAGAAUGACCUGAGCCAGGGGACUCAGGCAGUACAAGGCCUGGCCCUGUGCACUCUGAGCACCAUGGGCUCUGCUGAGAUGUGCCGGGAUCUGGCCACUGAGGUGGAGAAACUGCUCCUGCAGCCCAGCCCCUAUGUGCGCAAGAAGGCUGUUCUGACUGCAGUGCACAUGAUCCGGAAGGUCCCUGAGCUCUCCACCAUCUUCCUCCCACCCUGUGCCCAACUGCUUCGCGAACGCCACCACGGCAUCCUAAUGGGCACCAUCACACUGAUCAUGGAGCUCAGCGAACGAAGCCCUGCAGCCCUCAAGCACUUUCGAAAGGUGGUGCCCCAGCUGGUGCAGAUCCUCCGGACUCUGCUGACAACGGGAUACUCCACAGAACACAGCAUAUCUGGAGUCAGCGACCCCUUCCUGCAGGUCCGGAUACUUCGUCUGCUUCGGAUUCUGGGCCGGAACCACGAGGAGAGCAGUGAGACCAUGAAUGACUUGCUAGCCCAGGUGGCCACUAACACAGACACCAGCCGCAAUGCAGGCAACGCGGUCCUGUUUGAGACAGUGCUCACCAUCAUGGACAUCCGCUCUGCAGCUGGCCUGCGGGUUCUAGCUGUCAACAUUCUUGGCCGCUUUCUGCUCAACAGUGACAAGAAUAUUAGGUACGUGGCCCUGACGUCGUUGCUGCGGCUGGUGCAGUCUGAUCACAGUGCUGUGCAGCGGCACCGGCCCACCGUGGUGGAGUGUCUGCGGGAACCUGACGCCUCCCUCAGCCGGCGGGCCCUGGAGCUGAGCCUGGCUCUGGUGAACAGCUCCAACGUGCGAGCCAUGAUGCAAGAGCUACAGGGCUUUCUGCAGUCCUGCCCCGCUGAUCUGCGGGCCGACUGUGCCUCAGGCAUCCUGCUGGCUGCAGAGAGGUUUGCCCCAUCCAUGCGGUGGCACAUAGACACCAUCCUGCGCGUGCUGACAACGGCGGGCGCCCACGUGCGGGAUGACGCCGUGGCCAACCUGACCCAGCUGAUUGGGGGGGCCCAGGAGCUACACGCCUACUCUGUGCGCCGCCUCUACUGUGCCCUGGCAGAGGACAUCUCCCAGCAACCGCUGGUGCAAGUGGCAGCCUGGUGCAUCGGGGAAUACGGGGACCUCCUGCUGGAAGGGAGCUGUGAGGAAAUCGAGCCCCUUCAGGUGGAGGAAGAGGAGGUGUUGGCACUGCUGGAAAGGGUGCUGCAGUCCCAUAUGUCCCUGCCAGCCACCCGAGGGUAUGCCCUCACGGCCCUGAUGAAGCUCAGCACCCGGCUCCGUGGGGAUAACAACGCCCUGUGGCCCAGCCGCAUCCGCCAGGUGGUGUCCAUCUACGGGAGCUGCCUGGACGUGGAGCUGCAGCAGCGGGCUGUGGAGUAUGACGUGCUCUUCCGGAAGUACGACCACAUGAGGGCUGCCAUCCUGGAAAAGAUGCCUCUUGUGGAACGAGGUGGCCCUCAGGUUGAUGAGGAAGCAAAGGAAAGCAAAGAAGAAACUCGGCUUUUGGAAGCAGCCCCAGUCCCCACAGAGCCCCAGGCCUCAAAGCUCUUGGAUCUGUUAGAUCUCCUCGACGGCCCUUCUGGGGAUGCCCAGCAUCCACGCCCUCUGGAUCCCUCCCCAGGAGGUCCUCUAGUACAGCUCCUCGACCUUCCAUGUGCUUCUCCACCCCCAGCUCCCAUCCCAGAUCUCAAAGUGUUUGAGCGUGAGGGACUACAGCUGAACCUUUCUUUCGUUCGACCCCCUGGAACUCCUAUUCUGCUCUUAAUCACUGUCACUGCUACCAACACCUCAGGGGAUGACGUCACCCACUUCAUCUGCCAAGCCGCGGUGCCCAAGAGUUUCCAGCUGCAGCUACAGGCCCCCAGUGGGGACACAGUUCCAGCUCAGGGUGGCCUUCCGGUGACCCAGCUCCUCAGAAUCCUCAAUCCUAACAAGGCCCCCCUGCGGCUAAAGCUUCGCCUCACCUACAACCACUUUGGCCAAUCGGUGCAGGAGAUCUUCGAGGUGAACAACUUGCCUGUGGAGACGUGGCAGUAACAGCCUCCACACAGCCUG